Prorocentrum cordatum is the source of this 468-nucleotide messenger RNA. NCBI's taxonomy places the organism in Eukaryota, Dinophyceae, Prorocentrales, Prorocentraceae. The record is from the annotation of a GenBank genome assembly.
AUGCUGCAGGUGCUGGCGGGGGUCCCCGCCGCCCUCUACGUCGCGGGCUGCCUCCCCCCCAUCCGGGCCAUCGCCGGCUUCGUCGCGGCCCCCCUCGUUGCCCCCGCCACGGUCGUCGCCGACCGCAUCGCCACCCGCGCGGUCGUCGACGUCGUCCUCACCGCCGCCGUCGGCUUCGCCGCCUUCCUCGCCACCGGCGCAGAGGAAACCUUCUGGGAGCUGAAGGUGGUCGGCCUGACGCUCCCCGGCAUGCUGGAGACGGUAGUUGGGGCGCGGGCGACCCCCCGGGCGCUCCCCGGGUCUAUGGAGAUCGGCGGGGGGCUACCGCUCCGCCAGGCGCUGGUGGGCCUCGAGACUCGCCCUGUAGCGCAGACGGCCCUCAGGACGACGGCGCUCUCCGUGGAGCCGGCGAUCCUCCGGCUGCCGGCGAUCCACGCGACGCCGGCGGCCACCGGGCCGACCUACUAG